Molecule: messenger RNA, 4427 nt
Organism: Brienomyrus brachyistius
Lineage: Eukaryota; Metazoa; Chordata; Actinopteri; Osteoglossiformes; Mormyridae
Product: leucine-rich repeat-containing protein 4B-like
Exons: 4
Coding region: 875-3160 (761 amino acids)
Cellular component (GO): plasma membrane
Molecular function (GO): protein binding
Source: RefSeq, a predicted model, not a curated record
ACUAAUCAAAACAGUGCAGAAAAUACUCGGUGUAGUUUUAUUCAGGUGCUACAGAUGACGUGGAACUGUGUUUUUACUCUCUAUUGUGAUUCUUUUUGUCCAUGAUGCAAUUUUCACAGAAAUAACUAUUUGACAUCAAGGGAUACAAGUCUAGUUCACACUGUCUUAGCAUAAUAUCUAUGACUAUGACAACUAGAUAUGCAUUUCUAUAUUUUUUAUUCAAUCUCUUUAUCAUUUCAUAAUAAUGAAAACAACUUCGCAAAUCGCUCCAUGUCUCUGCUGACCCCCAGUCAUGUCGCUGCUGACUCCCAAUCACGCGGACGACGAGAAAAAGCGUCGUGGUCCAAGCAUUGCCGUAGAGUAGAUCGAUCUGGGAGCGAGAGAGGACGGAAAACUAAAGAGUGCGACUUAGAAAGCGAGGGAGAGGAGACAUUAACUUCACGUCGCUUUCGUUGAAGGAAAAGACGGGGGAAAGAGUGUCAAGUCGUAUUCAGAAACGCUUUCCCCGAAUACCGAAGAAGGAAGACAUUCAACAAAUACAGCAGCUAUCAAUACGCAUUCUUUGAAUGUGUAACAUACAAGUAAUUUUAACGGAGCAAUGAACAUUUCUUGCUGAAGGAAGACAUCUAAGGACAUUGGGAACCAAAAAGGGAACUCGGAAAAUUUUGCGACGUAAAAAACGAAGAUAAAAUGAAGCUUUUUAAAAGGAAACAUUAGGAAAUACAUAAAAACCAACUGCUUUAACGUUUCCUGAACAGAAGAAGGAGGUCAGUUUAUGACUUAAUAAAGUGUGGAGAGAAAGAAAUAAAUAUCUACCGCCUGGAGUUGGCCAGUCAUCACAGUGAGCAAAGGGGAGGGUCAUGACCAAGUUGCCAUGCGUGUCGCCACGGUGACCAACAUUUGCAGCCCCUCCCCCCUCCUUUUUGUGCUAGUCCAGCUGCUCUUGCAGCUCCUCCCUCCUGGACCAGAGCUGGCUGUAGCCAGCUCUGCCUGUCCUGCUCCUUGCAGCUGCUCCAAUCAGGCCAGUCGAGUGAUCUGUACAAGGAGGAAUUUGGAGGAGGUGCCUGAAAGUAUAUCUGUCAACACGCGAUACCUCAACCUACAGGAGAACUCAAUACAGGUGAUAAAGUCUGACACGUUCAAGCACCUGCGGCAUCUGGAGAUUCUGCAGCUCUCUAAAAACCAGAUACGUCAAAUUGAGGUAGGGGCCUUCAAUGGCCUCCCUAACCUCAACACUCUUGAGCUGUUUGACAACCGCCUCACGCUAGUCCCCUCCCAGGCAUUUGAGUACCUCAGCAAGCUGAGGGAACUGUGGCUGCGGAAUAAUCCCAUUGAGACCCUGCCUGCGUAUGCGUUCCACCGCGUGCCCUCCUUGAGGCGGCUGGACUUAGGGGAACUGAAAAAGUUGGACUACAUCUCCGAAGCUGCCUUUGAGGGACUCAUCAACCUGCGUUACCUGAAUCUGGGCAUGUGUGGACUUAAGGACAUACCUAAUCUCACACCAUUGGAGCGCCUUGAGGAGCUGGAGCUUUCGGGGAACCGGCUGGAAAUCAUCCGGCCGGGUUCCUUCCAAGGGCUCGUGUCACUGCGCAAGCUUUGGCUCAUGCACUCUCAAGUGUCGGUCAUCGAGCGGAAUGCCUUCGACGACCUCAAAAACCUCGAAGAGUUGAAUCUUUCUCACAACUCUCUUCACUCUCUUCCCCAUGACCUCUUCACCCCACUUCACCAACUGGAACGGGUGCAUCUUAAUCACAACCCCUGGGUGUGCAACUGUGACGUUCUGUGGUUGAGCUGGUGGCUGAAAGAGACGGUACCCAGCAACACUACCUGUUGUGCCCGCUGUCAUGCUCCACCAGGGCUAAAGGGCAGGUAUAUUGGGGAGCUAGACCAAAGCCACUUCACCUGCUACGCCCCUGUAAUUGUUGAGCCCCCGACAGACCUGAAUGUCACUGAGGGGAUGGCAGCGGAGUUGAAGUGUAGAACCGGUACAUCCAUGACCUCAGUCAACUGGCUUACCCCCAACGGCACCCUCAUGACCCAUGGAUCUUACAGGGUUCGAAUCUCAGUGCUGCAUGAUGGCACGUUGAAUUUCACCAACGUCACAGUCCAAGAUACAGGCCAAUACACUUGCAUGGUGACCAACUCUGCGGGCAACACCACGGCAACAGCAGUGCUCAACGUGUCCGCCUCAGACGCCAGCAACAGUUACAGUUAUUUCACGACUGUCACAGUGGAAACGACGGAGACCGGUCAAGAGGAACAUUCCGCCCGCCAGUACAUCAAUGAAACCUUUGUUGGAAUUCCUGGUCCCACAAUGCCAGGGGAAGUUUGGGGUAUGACCACAACCCUGUCCACCACCUCUUCUGUUUCGUCACCCUCGAGGUCCUCAUCCCAAGCCACCGUGUCACCCGAAAAGGCUUUUACAGUGCCAAUAACUAAUAUCCCUAAUAUAUCUGGUCUGGAUGAUGUGAUGAAGACCACAAAAAUCAUCAUCGGCUGUUUUGUUGCCAUUACGUUCAUGGCAGCAGUCAUGUUGGUCGUCUUCUACAAGCUGAGAAAGCAGCACCAGCUUCACAAACACCACGGCCCAGCACGGGCCAUUGAGAUUAUCAAUGUUGAGGAUGAAAUUGCAACCGGAGGAGGAAACGGAGUUGGUGGCAGUGGGAUUUCUGGGGGCUCUACUGUACAUGGAGGUGGUGGAAGCAGUGGAGGAGGGCAAAGUUUAAGAUUGCACCAUCCAGAAAUCGUCAACCUUCCCAAUUUAGUGAGAGCAGAGCAUCUUAACCAUUACUACAAGGCACAUCAUUUUAACAAUAAUGUCAUGGGAAUGGGAAUUGGGACAGGGACUGGUGGCGGAGUUUCUGGGCCUGGAGGAAUUCUCAACAAUAAUAACAAUCCGGCGUCUCUUUCUUUGCCUUCUCAGACCCCAAUUUCAUGUACACAAGUCCCGAUCUCCUCUAAUUUGCAGACCACAUCUGGGAGCAACAUUAACCCCAAUUCCAACACCAUGUCAUCCCCCCUCCCUCUGCCCCUCCCCUUUCCACCUUUGAGUUUACACGCAUCUCUAAAGGGUUUAAUGGGUCAGAGCCAAAACCCGCAAAUUGAACCACUUCUGUUUAAGAAUAGCUCCAAGGAAAAUGUACAAGAGACUCAAAUAUGAGUAGCAUGUGCAGAAAGCGAGAAAGGAUUUUAAGGGCCGUGUUUGUUUUAAACCCUAGGCUGUAUUCUGAAAUCAGAAAGCACACACAAAUGAUUAGACAACAUUGUCCAUUACAUUUAAUUACAUGAUACUAAGAAUGAGACAGUUGUCAAGGAAAAAAAAACUAUAAAGAGGAGUGAACAAAGGAUGCAGACAUUAAGUGGACAGUUCCGUACACAUUAAACUAUACCAAGCCAAGAAUUAUCACAGAUAUACUUAAUGUAAAAAGGUUUCUGUUUUAAUUAAUGGCAAUGGACGUGAAGUAUGUAAUGGGAACUGCUACAGCAAAAUCUGUGCCAAAGCAAAACCUUCCUCAUCAAUUUUGUAUCGAUAUCCAAACAUACAGAUUAUAGAUAUUGAUAUUAAGUUUUCUCCACUGUGUUUUUGCCACAGUUAAGAUGUGCAGAGUACACAACAGUAGUACCAAUACAGUAUUUAUUUUCUUAACUGUUGCAGGAGCAAAUAAGAAUUUACAAAGCAAUUGAAGGUUACUUUUCUCAAGUGCAUAAUAGCAGGCCCUCUCCUGGGAUUUACACAGUGUAAGUUUUUGGGGUUGCAUUUGUUGUAGGAUCCCAGCAUCUUAAAGGCUAUACAAACUGCGGGCCAGCAUCAUUUAGAGCCAUGGUUUGGUACUGCGAUACAGUGCAGGUAUUGUAUAAUCUAGAAAUCUUAUUGUACAGUGCAAAUAAAAACUGUGCAGUGAGACUAUAGAUAUCUUUCAUAUUUUCCGAGGGAAGAUUUGCUUCGAGUGUAACAUCUCCCUUUUUUUAUUCAUGAAGGACGGAUGGAAAAAAUAAGCGAAACAGCAGAGGAUCUUAUGAAAAUACAUAAGAUGUAUAAUAUAUUUUAUUUGUAGGAAGAAUUUGAUAAUACAGUGCAAUCACUGAAGGAUGUUAGAUACACAAUGUUUAGUUAAUAUUAUUAUGGUUAUGAUGGACAGAAGCAGAAUCUUGACAAAUUUCUCUUUAUUGUUGUUGUUGGGACAACAGAUGAGAGAUGGGGAAGUUGACUGGACCAUGGAGUUCAAAGGAAUCAUAUAUAGGAAAAAGAAAAAUUAUUCCAGUUAUGUUGACUUUAAUACAGGGCAUUUGUUAACAGUGGUCAGUCAUCACCCAGUUCCCUAACAUAACAGCCAACAGUAUUUAUAUUUGGGGCCAUUGCAUUGGCAGUGUGAACAUGCUGCUUAGUUGUUCUCCUCUGAAUUCUUCAACCGCUUGAGUUUUAAAGU